Manihot esculenta (cassava) is the source of this 1561-nucleotide messenger RNA. Its product is annotated as transmembrane protein 45A. The transcript has a single exon. The record is from RefSeq and is a predicted model, not a curated record. The coding region runs from base 374 to 1315 and encodes 313 amino acids. NCBI's taxonomy places the organism in Eukaryota, Viridiplantae, Streptophyta, Magnoliopsida, Malpighiales, Euphorbiaceae.
AGUUUCCGGCGUGUCAGAUUUUCGGGCCAUUCAACAUUGAAAAGUACGAGCGCUGCAUGUGAACGCAUUUGGAUUCUAGAAGACGGGCAAUCUAACUGCUGAGGCUGCCAAAAAAUUAAGGUCAAACUAUGCGUUUAACAUCUCAUUCUCCAAGCCUAAAUUUUUUCAUAAAUUGGACCUCAUAGAAUCCUCUAGACCUCUUAGAAUUUCAACCCCUCAUUUCCCCUCUUAAAACCCCCUCCCCUUCUUUGCCAAUCUUCCUCCAACACACUCCUCCUCCUUUCCUCUUCCUCUUAUCCAAUACCCAAUUCUUGAUUUUAACAAAAAUCAACCAAGAAAACCAAGAAUUUGCUUUUGGGUUGCAGAAACGUUCAUGGGUACUUUGGUGGGUCAUGUGGCUCCAGGCUUUGCUUUCUUUUUUCUUGGUUUUUGGCACCUGUUUAACCACACGAGACUCUUUGUUCAACAUCCCAAUUCUUACACCUCUUCUCCUUGGUUUCCGACCCCAAAAUUUAGGUACAUAGAGCUUGUCUUGAUUAUGGUAGGUAGCUCAAUCUCUGUGUCUAUGGAGCUGUUCAUUGGUCCUGAGAGACACCAACCCUUUGAUCCUGAUGGAACCAUACCAUCAAACCAUCUUCAUAAUUUUGAGCACUCUUCAAUAUCAAUGACUUUCUUUGUGUAUGCACUUUUUGCAAUAAUUAUUGAUAAAAUGGGUGUUAAAGCUCAGUAUGGUCUAACUCAAUUUCUUGGAGCAUUAGCCUUUGGGCAACAGCUUUUUAUGUUCCAUCUUCACUCAGCUGAUCACAUGGGUGUUGAAGGCCAAUACCAUUUGCUUCUCCAAAUAGUUAUAGUUGUUUCUUUAGCCACCACUCUCAUGGGCAUGGGCAUGGCUAAGAGUUUCAUGGUUAGCUUUGUUAGGUCUGCAAGUAUUAUGUACCAAGGUUUGUGGUUCAUAGUCAUGGGCUAUGUUCUUUGGACUCCAUCUUUGGUCCCCAAAGGUUGCUUCAUUCACUCAGAAGAAGGUCAUCAAGUUGUGAGAUGUUCAGGGGAGGAAGCUUUACACAGGGCCAAGUCGCUAGUAAAUAUUCAAUUCAGCUGGCUCUUGAUUGGAAUCACCAUUUUCGUGAUGUGCUUCUAUUUGGGUAUGCACAAAUACUAUGGUGAAGAAAACAUUGAGUACUCAUCUUUAACAAAAGAAGAUCAGCAGUUGCUUGAAGAAGACUCAGAUGAUGUAGAAUCACAAAAGACUGAUAACAAACCAAACAGUUUUAUGAACAUAGGAAGAAGCUUUGCCCCAAUUGACAUGGAAAGGUAAAAAGCAAGAAGAAGAUAAAGCUUGAAGUCAUAUAUAUGUACAAAUUAAUUAGGUUUUUAGUGGGAUCCCACUCUGUGUUUAAUUAAGCAUUCAACAGUGUUUGCUCAGUGAGAAACAAUGACAUGGGAAAAAAAAGGUGUGUUGUUGAUUAGGGAGGAAAUUGGCAUGAAAUUGUUUGGCUUAUUGCAUUGAUUGAUGGGUCUGUCUCAGCUUCAGGGUGAAUCUUAUUGGUAUGUUGUUUGUGUC